AAAGAAAGGACUAGCUUUGAGACUGCGGUGGAAAGUAGGAUUUAGAGUUUGCCUGCGUGAACACAUGAGAAAAAGAGGAAAGAGAAUGGGUGAAUCAAAGAAACAUGACAAGGAUUAAAGUAGGACGUGGAGCAACAAACCAUUGGGUUUGUCUCAGCUGUCCUGGGCACAAACGGGAAGAGAGGAAAGACAAGGUAGAGGUACACAGAGGACAGAGGGCUUGCCUGAACAAGAGGCAUAAAAAGAAAGCAUCUAACUGAGGAGGCGUUCUCUCAUUCACCCAAAGAGGAAGGAGGGAGACCAACACCGAGUCAAAUCAGACAGGAAGAGCACGCCAGUGCAGGAGAAAGGGGGGGUUAAGUUUAAAGAAAAUACAAGAAAGAGAAGCGAAAGAUUAACGGUGUGGAGAGAGAGGGAGAGCGAGUGUGUGUAUGUGUAUGUAUGUGUGUGUGUGUGUGUGUGAGAGAGGCUCAGCCGGGGAGAACGAACCGAGGGGGGAAUCUGUAAACAGAGGGAGCGUGACAGAGAGCAGAUAACUGGUGAGUGUUGAGCAACGUGAAGCGGGACAGAGAGAGGCAGAAGGUGAGGGGGCUAGCGGGAUUAGUUAGAAGGAGGGGAGAGGUAUGAGGGGACUCUUGAAGUCACUCUUCUCUUUGGUGAUCACUCUCCUCUGCGUGGGGAGCCUGCUGACCGCUGUCAUCUGGCGCCUGCACGACGACAACAAUGUGCUACCUCACAAACCACCUCCUCAAAAGAAAACUGCACCUCAGCCCUCUGACCUCUGCAAAGGCUGCAAGGAGAUCAUCGACAAAGUAAAAGAGCGUUACUCUCAAACCUGGAAGAAGCAGGAGGACAAUUAUAAAAAAUUCAGAUCUCAGCUGAGCAGCAAGUGCAAUGGUUUUGAAAAGGCAAUCAUUACCCAGGCCAACACUCCAGUGGGAUCAAAGGUUGUGUACGACGGGGAAAAGAAAAGGACCCUCCAGGUGACCCCAGAGAUUUUCAGCACCUUUGCAAAGGAGCAUCCUUUCCCAAAUAAAACUUGGGAUACGUGUGCUGUUGUCGGGAACGGAGGGAUUCUGACUGACAGUGGCUGUGGGAAGAUGAUCGAUUCAGCUCAAUUUGUUAUCAGGUGCAACCUUCCUCCUUUGGAAAACGGCUAUGAGAAACAUGUGGGCAUCAAGACUGACCUUGUGACAGCAAACCCAAGCAUACUCCUAGAGAAGUAUGGGGCACUAAAUGGGCGUCGCCGUCCAUUUGUGGAGAGUCUGCGUAGCUACGGCAACUCCCUGCUGCUCCUUCCCGCCUUCUCCUUCGGACACAACACACCUGUGUGCCUGCGGGCUGUCUACACCAUUGAGGACUUUAAAAGCCCCACCCGGCCCAUUUUCUUCAACCCCAGCUACAUCCAGAGUCUGGCCCUCUUCUGGCGCUCCCAAGGUCUGCGAGCAGUGCGGCUCAGCACCGGCAUAAUCAUGGCUAGCCUUGCGCUGGAACGCUGUGACAAUGUGCAUCUGUACGGGUUCUGGCCGUUCAGUAAUCACCCACAUGGACUCCAUGCCCUGACUAACCACUACUACGAUGACAGACAAGCUAAAACGAAAUUCCACGCCAUGCCGGAGCAUCCUUUCCCAAAUAAAACUUGGGAUACGUGUGCUGUUGUCGGGAACGGAGGGAUUCUGACUGACAGUGGCUGUGGGAAGAUGAUCGAUUCAGCUCAAUUUGUUAUCAGGUGCAACCUUCCUCCUUUGGAAAACGGCUAUGAGAAACAUGUGGGCAUCAAGACUGACCUUGUGACAGCAAACCCAAGCAUACUCCUAGAGAAGUAUGGGGCACUAAAUGGGCGUCGCCGUCCAUUUGUGGAGAGUCUGCGUAGCUACGGCAACUCCCUGCUGCUCCUUCCCGCCUUCUCCUUCGGACACAACACACCUGUGUGCCUGCGGGCUGUCUACACCAUUGAGGACUUUAAAAGCCCCACCCGGCCCAUUUUCUUCAACCCCAGCUACAUCCAGAGUCUGGCCCUCUUCUGGCGCUCCCAAGGUCUGCGAGCAGUGCGGCUCAGCACCGGCAUAAUCAUGGCUAGCCUUGCGCUGGAACGCUGUGACAAUGUGCAUCUGUACGGGUUCUGGCCGUUCAGUAAUCACCCACAUGGACUCCAUGCCCUGACUAACCACUACUACGAUGACAGACAAGCUAAAACGAAAUUCCACGCCAUGCCGGCUGAAUUUGACCUCUUGUUGCGGCUGCACAGUCAGGGGGUGCUCAAGCUUCACCUGGGAGAUUGUCGACCAGGUGAAAAGUAGUUCCCAGACCCAGGGUCAGCUAACAGUAUAGUAGCAAAGUUCCUUCUUGGUAGCUUCACAAUGAAGCCAGUCACACAUGAAGUCUGUUUUUACUGAUGACCCAGAUUAAGUGUGUCCAAGCAUGGCAAAUGACUGGACGUACAGUGAAUGUGGAGUUGGCCCAUCAACAAACAAGACAUUUGCACUGAAAUCAAAAUGGAAUAAUCACAAGACUGUAAACAAACUGCAAACAGUCUUGUGUGUUCAGACUGCAUUCACACUGGUGAAGCCAAAAUUUGCUUUGCUUUUGGUCUGUACACAUUUUUAUAGUGUAUCUGGAACUGUAUUUAUUACCGCAAAUGUUCCAGCUGGAGGGAGUUAUUUUGAUUUAAAUGGAAAUUCCUUUGUGAGGCCUUUGUGAGGGUCUAUAGUGCCUUAUGUUAACCAUGUACUAAUGAACGUUAUAUAACUGAAUGUAUUUUGAAGAAAAUCAAAUACCUCUUUUUCCAUGAAGAUUGUCUGUCUGAUUCUGGCUAAAACACAUUUUAAUGACAGCAGCACACUGAAUGGGAAGAAUCUUUUGACAUUUUAAUUAAAAGCACAUCAGAAAUUGAACCACUGAAAAAUAUUCUGUUGAGAGUAUAGUUGUGUUGAGUGGAAAUGAAUGAUACUGACUAAUACUCACUAGUUAUAAUGCUGGUUGCAGAAGAGAAUUUCUGCUCUCGUUCUCACUGCUGGAUGUGAAACAGACAUGAGUUAAACCUUCUCAAUGACAAGAUCUCAUGUCCCAGAAGAGUUAACUACCAACUAUCAUGGCUGCCCUCAGUGUGCUGUGGUUCUCACAGGACCCUAUUAAGUGAGGCUCAGAGCCAAGAACUAAACAGAGACACACCAGAAAGAAACCGGAAUAAUAAAAGCAGUAAACACAGGCGGUGCGUCCUCACAAAGGUUACUAUGGUGAGCCUGUGUUGCAAUGUGCUACCCAAAUCACAACGGUUUCCAGAGAUGGAUAGGUGCUAUUGUCUAAAUGGCAACAUACACAUAUUGGCACGAUGUUGGUUAUGAAACGAGUACUUUUAGAGUUGAAGGAAAUGCUAAAUCAAUGCAGAUUUAACUAACUCCAGUGUAAGGUGUUGAGGAAUAGACUACGUGUCUUCCGUUUCCCAUUUUUUUAGGGGUAUUGAAAAUUUGGGUGAAAAUUGCAGCCUUUGGGUGAGCUUUCUUUGGAGUCAUUUAUAUUCAACUGUAGUGGGCCUUGUGCAAAUGGAAGUAUUGCCUUUUAAUACUUAGUAAGUCUUAACCGUGAUUUUCGUUACACAGAGAAAUAAUGUAAGUAAGUAAUGGAUAAGCUGUAGAUGACCAAACCUGAGAACUCCCUGUGAGCCAAUUUUAUAAUCAUCUGAAUGUUUCGAUUUUUUUUCACUGUUUUGAGUUUUUUCAUGAAAGGGAAAACGAUGUUAAAGUGAAUCAGUGAAUAAAUAUUCAGAAAAUGUUAUUUGUAUGUAUUCAUUAGCUGUAGUGGAAUUCACUUGUCUAAUCAGGGCCAAAAGCUUGUUCCCAGACGUCUCAGCUUGCAUGAUUAUGUAUCUUUGAGCCUUUAAGUGCCCAAAUCCUGCCAAGAUUUGUCAUAAGAAGGGAGUAUUUCUUACAAACAACACAUUUGGCACAGUUUGUGCUCAGUGUUUCGUUCAUGGCUGGAACACCACAUGAUCCAAUUUUAUUAGCAUAGUUUUGUCUUUUCAUAUGCAUUCUUCUAUUGAUCUCUUAUUUUUGGUUACAUCUAUUAAAGCAUUGUUUUAAGCCAUGA
This is a messenger RNA of Micropterus dolomieu (smallmouth bass), 4086 nucleotides long. Its product is annotated as alpha-2,8-sialyltransferase 8F-like. The transcript is spliced from 10 exons. The coding region runs from base 624 to 2300 and encodes 558 amino acids. Gene Ontology annotation, molecular function: alpha-N-acetylneuraminate alpha-2,8-sialyltransferase activity. The record is from RefSeq and is a predicted model, not a curated record. NCBI's taxonomy places the organism in Eukaryota, Metazoa, Chordata, Actinopteri, Centrarchiformes, Centrarchidae. Gene Ontology annotation, biological process: oligosaccharide metabolic process; N-glycan processing.